Molecule: messenger RNA, 549 nt
Organism: Phaedon cochleariae (mustard beetle)
Lineage: Eukaryota; Metazoa; Arthropoda; Insecta; Coleoptera; Chrysomelidae
Source: the annotation of a GenBank genome assembly
AUGAUUGUCAACAUCAUCAUUUUACUAACCAGUAUUUUAGCAACAGGAACUAACGGGCAAAUGGACUCUAGGGGAAAACAUAUGGUUUUCGUGUAUGGUACUCUUAAAAAAGGAGAACCGAACCACUCGUGGUUUUCAAAAAAUGCUGGAGGUUUCUACAAAUAUCUGGCUGAUGCGAAAACCACAGAAAAAUAUCCUCUCAUCAUAGCAACCAAAUACAACAUUCCAUUCAUUUUAGAGAGUCCAGGGAACGGCACAAAUGUUAUAGGAGAAUUAUACGAGGUAGACGACAAAGUAAUGGCAGAUCUAGAUAUCCUUGAGGAUCAUCCGAAUUUUUAUAGAAGAAAAUUGUAUGACGUUCUUACAUUGAAUGGCCAAAAUACAACAUCUAAAGCUUGGAUUUACAUGAUUGAAACGUUCAAUCCAGACUUACUAAAUGAAACAUUCUUUGAAAAUUACAGCAGUUUAGGGAAUCACGGGAAAAAAUACGUGGAAAGGUACUCUAGAGAUAGUAGCUAUGAUUAUAGACGAGAACUAGGUUCUGCAUAG